UAGCAAUUACGCAGCGUAAAAAGGAAAAACAAAAACAACUCAGACUGUAAAGAAAAGCUCUGAAAGCUUGUAGCCUAAUAAAAAGUGGUUGAGAGUGCUGAGCGGUAGCUUAAAAAGUGCAAAUAAAAGCGUGCAAUCGUUUACAGUUAUUAAGCGAUUUUUGUUGUCGCCUUUGUUUACGCGUUCAAAUUUGGGCGAAGCAAACAGGAAAAUUAAAAAAAAAUAAACUAAAAAUUUUUAAAUAAAAAACAACAACAAUAACAAUUAAACGAUAUUCACACACUCACACAACUAAAACGCCUCAUCCAAGUGCGGCAACCGUUCUCGGCCUUAAAUGUUCAUCAAAAAUAAUACGCUUUUGAAUAGCAGCAGCGGUGUUGGCGUUGGCAACGGUAGCAGUAGCGGUAACGGUAGUGGUAGUGAUCGACUUGGUAUCGACAGCAUCGUAGGUGUUGGCGGCGGUGUUGGUGGUGGUGGUGAGAGUGUUGGCGCCAGCAGCGUGGCAGGUAGCAUCAGCAUAGCGAGUAGCAGCAGCGUCGGCGGAAGCAGCAACAGUAUCGGCAUCGGUGGCGGAGGCGGCGGCGGCGGUGGAAGCGCAGAGUUGCUCUACCCAAGCAGUAGCAGCAGCAGUAGUAGUUCAAGCGCCAGCGGUCAGGCUAGCAGCGCUUGCAGUCACAGCGGCAGCAGCAGUAGCGUUAGCACAGGCAGCGCAGCGCCCUUAAAUCCGACGCGACGCUGUGCCACACAGACUGACAACAACAAUAGCGUCAGCGGCAAACGCGGCCUCAAUUUGAGCUUACUACACAAUCACAGUUCGAGCAACAGCAGCGGCAGCAACAGCAGCAGCGGCAGCAAUAACAACAACAACAAUAACACCAACAGCAGCCACAAUCACAACGGCAGCGGCGGCGGCAGCGGCAGCGUUGGCGGUGGCCUUGGCUUGUUAGUUGGUCACAGUGUUGGUGGCAUAGUCGGCAGUGGUCGACGCUUAAUCGGCGGUCUAGGUGGCAGCAUUUGGCGCUCAGCCACUUCGACUACAUCAUCCUCCUCGUCAUCAGCAGCGGCGGCCACUACUGCAGCAGCUGCGCCUGCGGCAAAUACGCACGCCACACAAACAAUCGCUAACGUUACGGCGUCUGGCUCGGCGUCCGCGUCUGCCUCCUCGAACUCGACAUCGGCUUCAUCGCCGACCGCCUCGUACGCCAAUUCCACAGCCAGCAGCAGCGCUGUGGCAUUGACCAUCGCUGACGGAAGCGCAAAUAAUUACUUUCGCAGCGGCAGCGCACCGGCGGCAGUGGCAGCGGCAGCAACAGCAGCAGCGAUCGUCUAUAGCGGCGCCGCCAAUAGCCGGCACUUUCUGCGCGGCCAUAAAAAAACUUUUUUAUUUCACACGGUUAACAACAAAACAGCAACAACGGGUAACAGCGUGAGUGCAGUUGCUGGCGAGAGCAGCGCCAUCAUCAAAAUGGACGAGGAGGACUCCAUGGAUGAGGAAGUGCCCCAGACAUUCCUCAGCUCUUCGGAUGCGGAUGACGAACCAAUAAAACAACUGCCAAAGGAAAUUCUUUUACGUAUUUUCUCCUAUUUGGAUGUGGUGUCUUUAUGCAGAUGUGCACAAGUCUGCAAAUAUUGGAAUGUGUUGGCCUUGGAUGGAUCAAGUUGGCAGAAAAUCAAUUUGUUUGAUUUUCAACGUGACAUCGAGGGUCCAGUUAUUGAAAAUAUAUCCCAACGAUGUGGUGGCUUUUUGAAAUUCCUGUCAUUGCGCGGCUGUCAAUCAGUUGUUGAUAAAUCAAUAAGAACAUUAGCAUUUCACUGCCCCAACAUAGAAAACUUGGACUUAUCCGAAUGCAAGAAGAUCACCGAUAUAUCGACACAGUCAAUAAGCAAAAACUGUGUACGAUUAGCAGCAAUCAAUUUGCAAUCGUGCUCUAAUAUAACCGAUGAUAGUUUAAAAUAUAUAUCGGAUGGUUGUCCGAACUUACUUGAAAUCAACAUUUCAUGGUGUCAUUUAAUCUCAGAGAAUGGCGUUGAGGCCUUGGCGCGCGGCUGCAAAAAGCUGCGCAAAUUCUGCAGCAAAGGUUGUAAACAAGUCAAUGACAAUGCCAUCACCUGCCUGGCUAAAUUCUGUCACGACCUAAUGGUGCUCAAUUUACACAGCUGUGAGACAGUCACCGAUGCCUCGAUACGACAGAUCGCCGCCAACUGUCCUAAAUUACAAAAGCUUUGCGUUUCGAAAUGCGUCGAACUCUCCGAUCUCUCGCUAAUGGCUCUCUCACAGAAUAAUCCAUUGCUGAAUACGCUUGAAGCAUCUGGCUGUCGUAAUUUCACCGAUAUCGGUUUCCAGGCCUUGGGCAAGAAUUGCAAAUACUUGGAACGUAUGGACUUGGAGGAGUGCAAUCAGAUAACCGAUUUAACGUUGGCGCAUUUGGCAACCGGUUGUCCCAGUUUAGAGAAACUGACUUUGUCGCAUUGUGAGCUUAUCACUGACGAUGGAAUACGUCAGCUGGCGGCUGGUAGUUGUGCAGCUGAGAGUUUAUCCGUCCUCGAAUUGGAUAAUUGUCCAUUAAUCACCGAUCGUACAUUAGAGCAUUUAGUAUCUUGUCACAAUUUACAAAGAAUCGAGCUAUUCGACUGCCAAAUGAUAUCGAGAGCAGCAAUACGAAAAUUAAAGAAUCAUCUACCAAAUAUUAAGGUACACGCCUAUUUCGCACCAGUUACACCGCCACCAGUUACCACUGGACAUCGCCCACGGUAUUGUCGCUGUUGUGAGAUUCUCUGAGAUUCGGCCAUCGGCUUCGCCAGGAAAUUCUUGUGCAAGGGCCCUACUGACUGAUGUUUGUAUAUAUUUACUAGUACAUUUCUAAUUGUUUUGACGAUCAUUAUGACAUCGCUAACACUCAUGUAUCUCUUCUCGAUGAUUUACUAUGUUUUUUGAAAAAUAACCAAAAACAACAAAAUGACAACAUGUACAUAUAUGUAUGAAAACGGCAACAACAACAACAAUUAUAAUACUAUAACAACAAACACGAGCAAAAUUGCACGAAAAUUGUAUGUAAAUACAUAACUACUAAUGUGAGAGAAAUUCUUAAGCUCAGACAAAUUUCAAUAUUUUGUGCAGACAAAAAAGGCAAAAGAACGAAUGCUAAAAUAUAUGUAUAUGUAUAUGUGAAAUAAAAACAAAAUUGUAAACAGUAUGUACUAGAAAAAAACGAAGCAAGGCUUGCAAAUAUAUACAUUAUUUGAUUUUAAGAAGUGAUAAGGCACGACAUACACACACACUACACAUACAUAUAUGUAUGUAUAUACAUAUUUACAUAAAUUAGAAGUGACAAAAGAUUUUUUAACGAAAUUCUAAAAUCAAAAUAAAAAAUGCACAAAGCGAAAUUAAACAAAAUCAAGACUAAACGUUUAAAGCGAACCAAAAAAAUCUUAAUAAACACAUGUACAUAUGUAUUUAAUUGAUUGAAAUUCUAGGAAGCACUUAAGUUGACAAGCGAAAACCAGGAAAAAUUAAUGAAAUUAAUUAAAAGGCUUUUUUGCGUAUAACGCUUGGCAAUUACCAUUUUACACACAUACAUACAGCAAUUUUUUCAAUGUUUUUGUGCAGACGAAAAUUCGAGUAUUAGAGCAGAAGCAAUAUGUAGUUGUACAUAUAGAGCGUGCGAAAUCAGUAAUGAGAAGUUAUAGAAGAUACGGCUGGAGUUUGGUGAUGUGGGGAAAUUGUUUUGUGAUUUUAUGCGAUUUUGCCUGUAAUUAUACACAUGCACAUGCAUACUGAGAAUUAUAAUUUGUCUUUUGUUGUUGUUCCUCAAUGUAAAUUUUAAUUUUUCUGUUACAUGUUUUAGUCGAAAGCGAGAUUUUAUAUAUACACACACACAUUUAUAUGUACAUACAUACAUACAUACUAUGCAUACGAUAAUAUUUUAUUUUUUAUACAUACGAAAGUUGCGAAAAUGCACAUACAUACAUACAAACAUAUGGAAAUAAUAUAGUAAUAUAUGAAAACAUAUAUAAAUUUUAACGGCGCUCCUCAUCUUGGAGCAUAAAUAUGUAAAUAACAAAUUAAAAAUCACUUAUAGUACAUGCAGUUGUACAUGCAAACAUACACACAUAUGCCUGUGUACGGCUGUACGGCGUUGCGCCCAUUGCGCUGCAAGUCAAAAACGCUUGCCACUUUGCAGUUAAGCGGGUGCAGCAUCAUCUACAGCUGCGGUCAAAAUAAUAGUAGUGCCCAAGUAGAAUGUUUUCAUUUAAAUACUUUCGUUGCUUUUAUUUUAAGGAACAACCACUCUUAACAAUAAAAUCAUAAAACAAAACUUAGGAAAAAAUUCAUUACAACGUUAUAAAAAAAUUAUUUCAUACGACCUUAUGCAUGUGGACGGUCAAAAAAAUAGUAGUGUGAUUUUAUUUAACAAAAAUAUAUUUCAAUUAGUUCUUCUUUUCAACUGAUUUAAAUUGAAAAUAAUAAGAAAAUUAAUUAUAAAAUAAUUAGUAUUUAGUUGCGUAUCCUUUGUUCGAUAUUACAGCUACACAUCGGCGAUGCAUUGAAUUAACGAGAUGUUCACAUCGUUCCUUUGGUAUCGAUUUCCAUGCCCGCUCCACUGUUUCCCAAAGCUGAUUAU
This is a messenger RNA of Bactrocera neohumeralis, 4622 nucleotides long. Its product is annotated as F-box/LRR-repeat protein 20. The transcript is spliced from 9 exons. Gene Ontology annotation, cellular component: SCF ubiquitin ligase complex. Gene Ontology annotation, molecular function: protein binding. The record is from RefSeq and is a predicted model, not a curated record. Gene Ontology annotation, biological process: SCF-dependent proteasomal ubiquitin-dependent protein catabolic process. Bases 335 to 2779 code for a protein of 814 amino acids. Lineage: Eukaryota; Metazoa; Arthropoda; Insecta; Diptera; Tephritidae.